Molecule: messenger RNA, 585 nt
Organism: Alternaria novae-zelandiae
Lineage: Eukaryota; Fungi; Ascomycota; Dothideomycetes; Pleosporales; Pleosporaceae
Exons: 1
Coding region: 1-585 (194 amino acids)
Source: RefSeq, a predicted model, not a curated record
AUGGACAAGAUCUACCAAGGAUCCUUUCUCAACAUCUCCGCUACUGCUGCGGUUGAUGGAGAUCAGGGGUUGUUCUUCGGCCGACAGCCUGAGUCCCUUUGGGAGAACGAGAUCAACGUCAACCAUACUGGAAUGGCUCCUUUCGGAAAACAUAGUACUGGAGGCUCGAAAAGGGAACAGUUGACGAGGUGCGCUCUCAUCGACGUGUCCUUCUGGGACGAUCUCGUUGAGAGCGCAGCUGUUAACCGUAGAGGUUGGGUUCUGCAGGAACGUCUCAUGGCACCACGUGUAUUACAUUUCUGUCGCGACCAGAUUGCCUGGGAGUGCUCUCACUUCGAUGAUGCCGAGGGUUAUCCUGGAAUGGCUAUAGGACUGAGGUCCAAGCUGGGAGCUACAGUAGACGAAGGAAGGCUCAAAGACUUAACUCCAGAGGCUGGGCGGGCACUACGAAGCAAUCGCCUGAAUGAUCUUCCAGACCCUGAUGAAGGCAUGGUAGAUCUGUACAUCUACGAAUUGUGGAAACACAUUGUAGAGGUGUACUCCAAAACGCAAAUCACAGUAUCGCGCGACAAACUCAUAGGGUAA